GCAUGGCUUUCAUGUCAUAGCUCCAUGCAUCAUGAACUUCUGUGCAUUCAUCCUAUGGGGUAUAACUGAAGGUUUUUUUGCAGAGGCUUUUACUUGCAGUGCUGUCAAUCUCCUGAGGAUCCUAUUGUUAAUUAAGAUGGCUCCAUAUUUGAGUUUAAUCCCAGAUCACAUCUGUGUUCUGAUAGUAAAAAGGAAGGCUGUCCACAUUGAGGUUUUGGUGAUUACGAUUGGCACAUUUUCUGUUCAUCUCUGGGAGUACCUGACAGACCGUUCCCCAAAUGCAUGGGCUAAAUUAGGAAUUGGACUGGGUUAUGGAUUUUCAAUGCUGCUCUGUAUUGUCGCUCUCUUAUCCUUUCGGACUACAGGUGUGUAUUCAUUUGAAAUGUUGGCAGUUGGCAUUCCCGUUCAGAUACUUUCGCUAGCUCAGAUAACAUCUGCAAUCACAAUUGAAUAUUUUGCGGCCAUUGCAGUUACUACUUUGGCAAUAUUAGCAUUAUCGUUCCUGAAGCCCUGCUGCAUGUUGGGUAGAAAAUAUGCAUAUGGAUGUCUGCUUGGCAUUGUUUUCCUGCUUCAAAUUGCAGCAGUCUUUCGACACUUCCAUAUGGUUCACCACAAAAAUAAAGAGAGCCCUGCGGUGAUGUCUGUGACUGCAUACCUCUACACACUGACAGCCACAUCAAGCUUCCAACAUCGCACCAAUUUACCUGCUAUUCCUCAUUCGAUUGUGUACCUGUUUGGGGCUACAGGCCUGAUUGUUGUGAAUUCUGUCAUAGUUGCAGUGGAAUUAAUUCAGAAAGCAAAAAAAGGCCAACGAACAAUAAGAGAUCUUCAAAUAAUUCUUCUGCCAAUUGAAUCCCUCUUUAUCAUUGGCUGGGUCACUUUACAGAUGUAUGCAUUAUGCAUGGAGAUAAAAAUAAAGAUAAGAAAACGGGAAAUGAACAAGAAUAAAAUUGCCCAUACAGACAAAAAGGAAGACAACAUCCCAAGGUCACCUCUGGGCUCACAGGUCUCACAUGAGCUUCAUGAGAUGGAACCAUUGUCUCCAUCUGAUUGCAGAGGAGCAACCUUACUGGAGGUAUCAGAGAGUGACACACAUUAAAGCACUCUGAAUAAACAACGUGUGAAGACACUGUGGAGCACAGAAUGACAUGCUGUCGAUCAUACUGUUUACUGUAUGAAUGAAUUCAUUUACAUGUCCAUUGCAUAAAGUUGCAUGACAUGAACAGCUGGUGUUAGAAUAUAGAAUAUGAGUAGCCAUGUUCAGUAUAGUAAGAAAUUACCACAAGGAAUGAAAAAGCUUUGUCUUCAUGAAGUUGAGUAACUGCACUGCCAUUAAAUAUCCACAAGGGGGAGAACAGAGAUCAGUAUGUAUGAAUGUAGGACUUCUUGCUGAUGUGUUCAUUUGAUGAUACUAACCUCACUUCAUCGCACUUAACUUCCACGAUCUGUCUUCAGCUGCAUGGUGGAUUUCAGACACAGUUCCAUGGUAGAGUGAUAUGCAGCUGAACCAACACAACAAAGGAAGUGUAUUUUCUGUGUACUUUUAGGGCAACAACUCAGUGAUGUGUCACAAAUAUGAAAUAGUUUACACAAAAAGUAUAAAUGAAAUCUUACUUAGGACCACUGAAGACCCAUAAAAACCUUUCUAUAAAUUAUAUGACUAGCUAAUCUGUCCAUUUUCAUGUUAAAUAUCUCCCUGAUUGGGCA
Megalops cyprinoides (Indo-Pacific tarpon) is the source of this 1707-nucleotide messenger RNA. RefSeq lists its product as uncharacterized. Lineage: Eukaryota; Metazoa; Chordata; Actinopteri; Elopiformes; Megalopidae. The coding region runs from base 32 to 1099 and encodes 355 amino acids. The record is from RefSeq and is a predicted model, not a curated record. The transcript has 14 exons.